ACCAGUGAGUAGUGUGCAGGUAGGCCCUAGGAUGGCUGCCGGAGUAAGGGUAGCUGUUAUACUCAUCCUACUCGCUCUUCGCUGUGUCAAUGCCAACUGGUGGUUGCUGGGAUUGCAAGGACCUCACACAGGAGCUGGGCUAGGACUGAGUCACAAGGAGAACUGUCACAGACUGCAGUACCUGGUGGAGAGGCAACAACAACUUUGUGGCCUCAGCGAAAACAUUCUUGGGGCUAUUGGCAACGGUGCUAAGAUGAGCAUAGAGGAAUGCCAACACCAGUUCCAUAUGAGCAGAUGGAACUGUACGACAUUCAGCAACACUUCUUCUGUUUUCGGAGAAGUUGUCACGAUAAAAAGUCGAGAAACAGCGUUCGUGUACGCGAUCUCGUCAGCUGGUGUUGCGUACGCGGUGACCCGUGCUUGCUCCAGAGGUGAAUUGACAGAAUGUAGUUGCGACAAUCGUGUACGACUGAGAAAACCUCGUAAGAACUGGCAGUGGGGAAGCUGUUCUGAAGAUAUCCAUUUUGGAGAGAAGUUCAGUCGUGAAUUUGUGGACGCCCGAGAAAACCAUGAAACUGCCGAAGGCUUAAUGAACCUUCACAACAAUGAGGCGGGAAGGAGGAUAAUCCGAUCACAGAUGCAGCGAGUUUGCAAGUGCCACGGAAUGUCUGGCUCAUGCAGUGUGCGUGUUUGUUGGCGAAAGCUGCCCUCAUUCCGUCAAGUCGGGGACAUUCUCACGGCCAGGUUUGAAGGAGCCUCGUACGUCAAAAUGGUGGAGAAACGCAGGAAAAGAGUGAAAAAAUUACGAGCUGCCAUCAGAGAACUUAAACAACCUAACAGGACAGAGCUCGUAUACCUUGAGGAAUCACCGGAUUACUGCGAGCGUAACGAGACGCUGGGAGUGCUGGGUACGAGGGGUCGGCUUUGUAACCGAGGCAGUCCGGGACUGGACGGAUGUCGUCUGCUGUGUUGCGGCCGAGGGUACCAAACGAGGGUGAAAGAGGUGGAAGAGAAGUGUCACUGUCGCUUCGUCUGGUGUUGUGACGUCAAGUGUGACUUGUGCCGGUACAAGAGAGAAGAACACAUCUGCAACUGAACGUCCUCUGAUGUUCUUCAGAACACUUUUGCGAUCUGUCAUUGUGUUGUAUUUUCCGGUGUUCUACGCCAGAACACAUGUACAACUGAAUGUUGCCACAUUUUGUCCUUCAUCGAGAACACUUUUGCUACUGAUAUAUCUGUGUUUUAAUUUGAGGUAAAAUAGACUUUUCCCGUACUUUUCUUAACUACGUUACAUUUAGGGAGGUAAGGGAACUCUUCCGUUUUUCAAGUAACCUAAAUAUCUACAUUUACCUAACCACCCUAUCCAAUAUCUAAAGUAGAUCGUUAGGUAAAUGUAGAUAUUUAGGUCACUUGAAAAAGAGAGGAGAUCCAUUCGAAACGUAAUGUAGUCACACUUAGCGUAGGAAAAGUCCAUUUUACCUUAAACUAUGUAUGUCUGCCACUGCUACGUCACACUUCCAGAACACUUGUAACAAAACAUGAUUGCCAUGACACAAGCGUUCUCUACUCGAGCGGCUGCAGAUGAUUGCCUUAGUGUUCCAAUGCUCUUCUCUCUGAAUUGUUCUCAAGUUUCAAUCUGCUGAUAUACUAGAGAUGGAUUGUAAGGACUAAAAAUAACAUUGUUGAAAGUUAGGACAGUGUUUUAACAAACAAAUUGAGACUUGUGGCUCUUUUGGGAGUAUUCAGAUUGCCAAGAAAUGGUGCUGGCUAAAGAAAACAGUUUACCAGACUUCAGUAACAAAGCUCCACAAGGCACCAUCCUACACUAAUUAUUAACUCCCAAUAGUCUAGUUGUAUAUCCCAUUGUGACUGGUAAAUUUGCUAACAUCAAAUAACCUUGAAACUGGUACCAAUGCUAUUUUUGUCAAGUACCAACAUAUAUUUGACAGUGUCAAUAAUAGCUUUGAAAAAAUAACCAUUUCUAAUUUGUUUAAUACAAUUUUGGAAAAACUUAACUGCAAACCUUACAAUACUAUACAAUCAACAUUUUAUCAAUCAAUAUUACUUUACUGGGAGAAUUCAUCUCAGUCCUGAAAACUGUUUCAGGUUGUUCUAAGAAUUUCCUGCUCCCUCAGUUACACUAUAAUACUCCGUUUUACAAAUGGACAUAAUACUUCAGUUAAGAAGUUACCAUAAAACUUCAUUACUAUAGCUGAUAAAAAAAUUUUUGUUUAUUUUGAAUUCUAUGUAGUCUUCUUUCAUACCGGAUUGAUUAGAAACACUUUAUUAUUAACUUUAAAUUGUUGCAAAUACUUUGCAUUUAUGCGAUCUAGAACACAG
This is a messenger RNA of Macrosteles quadrilineatus (aster leafhopper), 2340 nucleotides long. Its product is annotated as protein Wnt-4-like. The record is from RefSeq and is a predicted model, not a curated record. Gene Ontology annotation, cellular component: extracellular region. The coding region runs from base 32 to 1096 and encodes 354 amino acids. The transcript is spliced from 7 exons. NCBI's taxonomy places the organism in Eukaryota, Metazoa, Arthropoda, Insecta, Hemiptera, Cicadellidae. Gene Ontology annotation, biological process: canonical Wnt signaling pathway; multicellular organism development; cell fate commitment. Gene Ontology annotation, molecular function: frizzled binding; cytokine activity.